Liolophura sinensis is the source of this 3818-nucleotide messenger RNA. RefSeq lists its product as uncharacterized. Gene Ontology annotation, molecular function: NADH dehydrogenase activity. The record is from RefSeq and is a predicted model, not a curated record. Lineage: Eukaryota; Metazoa; Mollusca; Polyplacophora; Chitonida; Chitonidae. Gene Ontology annotation, cellular component: mitochondrion.
CAAUGUUGUAAAUUUAUGAAUGUUGUAUGGUACUUCUCACCACUUAGUAUAGAACGUCAGACCAAGUUCUAGUAGCUAUUGCAGAAUUGCCGGAAAAUUGGAACUGGAAACCAGGCCUGUUCCCUCAGGGGAGAAAUAUACCCGUUGGACUUUUUUUUUCCAGCUGGAGAAAUUGGACAUCUUUUGAAGAAAUAAUCAUGAAGGUGAAACAAAAGCAGACAAAAUAUGGUUCUGUUUAGAACUGAAAUAGGUUUUGCAAUAUAACUCUUUUGUUUAGGACUGUCAGAACUGUCAGCAGUUGAGAGAUUCAAAGUUAUAGUGCCUAACCAUGGCAGCAUUGUCCAGAAGGAUUUUGCCAGCUUGUACUAGGACACAUUUGUCACCAUGGAUUGGCAAACAGGUGCCCCCUAACGUGACAAUGUUCACAGGAUCAGCAAUCCAGCAGAGGCACAAAGAAGAGGAGACAGGCAGACAAAAGCUUGUCAUUCUCGGAACGGGAUGGGGCAGUUACAGUGUGCUGAAAAGUAUCAGCAAGAAACUUUACGAUGUCAUCGUUAUUAGUCCGAGAAAUCACUUUCUGUUCACACCAUUGUUGGCCAGUACGACGGUAGGAACAUUAGAAUUUAGGUCAAUCAUAGAGCCUAUCCGUAACACAGGGUUUCGUCAAACAGAUCAUUUUCACCUGAGUCGAGCCACAUCGGUUGACCUCAGCUCCAAAACUCUGAAUUGUGAGAGCCUGCUUAAGCCAGGCCAUACUUACACAGUGCCCUACGAUAAACUUGUCAUUGGGGUCGGAGCUCUCAGCAAUACCUUCAACGUCGCGGGGGUAGAGCGGCAUGCAUUCUUCCUCAAGGAAGUAGGGGAUGCAAGAAAAAUUCGAAAUCAGUUGCUUAGCAACCUUGAGCUGGCUCUCCAACCAGGAAUCCCAGAGGCAGAGUCAGAGCGCCUGCUGCAUACAGUCAUCGUGGGAGGGGGCCCCACAGGGGUGGAAUUUGGAGCUGAACUCUAUGACUUCCUGGAACAGGAUUGUUCCAGGCUGUACAAACAAGAACAAAACGACGUAAGAGUAACACUGGUAGAGUCUAAUCAGAUACUGGCGUCUUUUGAUGACAGACUAAGGAGUUAUGCCGAGAAGAAAAUUCAGCAGAGGAACAGGUUUAAGCUUCUGCAGAAUUCUGUCAAGGAGGUGAGAGAAGAUGGUGUACAGUUAAUGGAUGGAAGGUUCCUGCCAUGCGGACUUGUGGUAUGGAGCACCGGACUUGCCCCACGGCCCUUCACCCAGGGGCUGAACACGCCCAAGAAUCAAAGAGGACAGAUUUUGACAGAUGGAUAUCUACGUCUGCUGGGGAUGACUCCUGGAGCGUGUUUGCCUCGGGACUGCGCGGACAUUGAGAAAAUGCCAUUACCUUGUACGGCUCAGGUUGCAGAGCGACAAGGUCGUUAUUUAGCCAGUGUUUUGAACAGCACAGAUCCAGCAUCUGUGUCUCCCUUUAAAUUCAAAAAUGGCAUGCUGGCUUAUAUAGGCAGAUAUGAGGGACUGACAGACAUGCAGGAUUUUAAACUGCAAGGAUUCCCCUCAUGGUUGUUGUGGCGUUCAGCAUAUCUCACACGGCUCGGGAGUUGGAGGCUACGAAUGCAGGUGCCUAUUGACUGGCUGAAGACAUUGCUGUAUGGCAGGGACAUCUCUAGAUUUGAGUAGCACUUAAGGGCUGGUUAUGGACAUUGCUGUAUGGCAGUGAUAUCUCUAGAUUUGAGAAGCGCCCAUAGACUGGCUAAGGCAUUGCUAUAUGACAGGAAUAUCUGUAGAUUUGAGUAGCAUAUGUAGAUUGGUUAUAGACACGACUGCAUGUUGAUAUAUGGCACGUAUGGCAGGGAUGUCUCAAGAUUUGAAUAGCACUUUUAGACUGGCUGAAGACAUUGCUAUAUACAGGGAUAUCUCUUGAUUUGAGUAGGGCCUAUAAACCGGCUAUAGACACUACUACAUUGAUAUCUCUAGAUUUAAAUAGCAUAUUUAGACUGGCUAUGAAGACAUUGCUAUGUAGCAGGGAUAUCCCGAAACUUGAAUGAAACCUAUAGACUGGUUACUUACAUUGCUCUUUGGCACGGAAUUAUCUACAUUUGUGUAUAGACUGGCUAAAGACAAUGCUAUAUGUCAAGGAUAUCUCUAGAUUUGAGUGCAUAUAUAGACUGGCUGAAGACAUUACUAUAUUGCAAGGAUAUCUCUAGAUAUGGCAGAAGACUACAUAAUCUCUAGAUUUUAGAAACACCUACACACUAGAUAAAGACAAUCCUAUAUCUUGGCUUUGAUAAGCAGGUGUGGUCAGGGUAAAGACAUCGCUACAUAGCAAGUAUAUGUCUAGGUUUAAGUAGCACCUGUAAACUACACCGUAGCUGGUUACAGAUAUUGCUAAAUGACAGAGAUCUUGAGUAACAGGUUUAGAUUGGUUAAAGUCACCCAUUUAUGACUGGGGUAAGACACUGCUAAAGACUGGAUGAAGAUUUUUGAGUAGCAGCUAGAAAGACAUUAAUGGAUACUAUCAAGCGAUUUGAACAGCGCAUACCCUACUGUAUUGCUGGAGCGCCUCCAGACUUCUGUCAGGAAGGUGUUUAAACUUGAUUGGAAAUGGUUCAAUUGCACGAAUAGCUCCAGAUACAUACUCCUUACAUUCUUGGACAGCUAUCUAUAGAAUUGAGUGGCACCCAUUGUGCGGGUAAAGACACUGCAUUAUGGUUGGGGUAUUUCUCCAGAUUUGAAUAACACUUACAGGGCGGUUAAGACACCAUUUUAUUGAUGGGAUAGCUCCAGAUUUGAGUGGCAUCUUCAUAUAUAUACAUGUGCCCUAGAUGACCCAAAAUAUCCACCACGAAAGUGCUGAUUUAGAGGCAGCUAAAUGUCACAAAGUAGUAUUUUUAGUGUUGAAAUGAAUAUCAUCCCAUGUUCCAAGCAAACCUCAAAACACCUUUCUAAAAUCAAUAGAACUAUCAGAAUCAGGAAAAAGUGGGCAAGUUAGUCCUGGACGAAAUUUAUGGUCAUUUAGGGUAUAUGUACUGGUUAAAGACACUUCUCUAUUGUAGGGAUAUCUCCAGAUUUUAAUAGUGCCCAGUAAAGACAUCGUUAUAGGAUGGGGAUAUCUAGGUUAAUAGCACACGUAAGCUGAUUAAAGACACCACUAUAUGUGCUGGUUAAAGACACUUCUCUAUUGUAGGGAUAUCUCCAGAUUUUAAUAGUGCCCAGUAAAGACAUCGUUAUAGGAUGGGGAUAUCUAGGUUAAUAGCACACAUAAACUGAUUAAAGACACCACUAUAUGUACUGGUUAAAGACACUUUUUUUAUUGUAGGGAUAUCUCCAGAUUUUAAUAGUGCCCAGUAAAGACAUCGUUAUAGGAUGGGGAUAUCUAGGUUAAUAGCACACGUAAGCUGAUUAAAGACACCACUAUAUGUGCCUGGUUAAAGACACUUCUCUAUUGUAGGGAUAUCUCCAGAUUUUAAUAGUGCCCAGUAAAGACAUCGUUAUAGGAUGGGGAUAUCUAGGUUAAUAGCACACGUAAACUGAUUAAAGACACCGCUGUAUGUACUGGUUAAAGACACUUCUUUAUUGUAGGGAUAUCUCCAGAUUUUAAUAGUGCCCAGUAAAGACAUCGUUAUAGGAUGGAAUAUCUAGGUUAAUAGCACACGUAAACUGAAUAAAGACACCGCUGUAUUGCAUAGCUCCACAUUCUGAUCAUUGCCGUAUCGCUUGAGAAAGGCAUCACAUACUGUCUGAAGCUGGUGAGUUUCUGUGGCUUGUUGUCUAGACCAGUAGUGAUACCAGAACUCAG